This is a messenger RNA of Xenia sp. Carnegie-2017, 1494 nucleotides long. RefSeq lists its product as uncharacterized. The transcript has a single exon. Lineage: Eukaryota; Metazoa; Cnidaria; Anthozoa; Malacalcyonacea; Xeniidae. The record is from RefSeq and is a predicted model, not a curated record. The coding region runs from base 1 to 1494 and encodes 497 amino acids.
AUGGCAAACGACGAAGCAAAACUCAACAUAAAAUUAACUCAACUAAAGUUAUCUGCUCAAAGAACAGCUAAAAUAUUAGAUUCGGGAAAGCGAGAAACUAUCGAACGACAACUGAACGCACUCAAAACAACUAUAAACGAAGCUGACAAUUUUAAAAGAGCUGUAGAAGCAGCGAAAAUCGAAAGAGAAGACGACCUUGAAGAAAUCAGCGAUUGGAAUGCGGAAAUCGAAACAAAAAUAAGCGAAGCCGAAGACGAAAUAAACAAGCUACAACACUGGCUGAUCAAUAGGAAAUUAGAAGAGGAAAAUCACGCUCGCGAGGAGCAACUUAGAUUUGAAGUAAAGCUUCAAGAAACAAAGGCUCAAGUAAAUGCAAAAAUCCAAAAUUCAAAGUCCGGGGACUCAAAAAUAAGUGAUGAAGGUAUGUCGGUGAGAUUGCCAAAAAUAAAUAUUACGAAAUUUGAGGGGGAAUACAUGGAUUGGCCCAGAUUUUGGGGGCAAUUCACGGAGACGGUGGACAAGUCAAAUAUAGCUGCCAUCAACAAAUUCACAUAUCUGUGUGGUUUCCUUGGGCCCAAAGUUAAGCGACGAGUAGAAUCAUUACCCUUUACCACCGAAGGAUACAAUAGAGCGAAGUCAAUUUUAAAAGAUCAGUAUGGGAAGAAUUCGGAAAUUAUAAAAGCUUACAUAAAAGAGAUCAUGGACUUGCCUCAUAUCUCUGGAGCAAACCCGAGAAAGAUUGCCGAAUUUAGUGAGAAGUUAAAUCACAGUGUCCAAGCUUUGGAAACGCUGGGUAAACUGAAGGAUGUCCAAGGAAAUGUUUCCAUGACUCUAGACAAACUCCCAGCCAUACAUGGGGACCUUGUUAGAAAUGAUCCAGAAUGGGAAAGUUGGGACUUUUCCAAGCUUACUGAAGCAGUCAGACAGUGGACCAGGCGAAAUCCAGUCUGUGAGAAAGAGUCAGACACACCUGGAUGGAAAUCUAGAAGGUCAGAGAAAGUCUUUCAUACUAAAGAAAAGGGGAUGUGCGUCUACUGUGAAGGAAAUCAUAAAUCGGGGGAAUGUAAAGUAAUCAGUACUGUCAAGGAGAGAAGAGCAAUUUUAGUCAAAAAGAAACUUUGUUUCAACUGCACAGCAGGACAGCAUCAUGCUAACGCUUGCCCCAGCAAGUCAUCAUGUAGAAAUUGCCACAAACGACACCAUACGAGCAUAUGUGAUGUCACCAAUCGAGAAGAACCACCAAAAACAGGUCAGACUGUGUUGACUACAGAUGGAUGUACUGGUGAAGGAAUUUUCCCCAUUCUUGUUGUCAAGAUAAAUGGAAUUACAUGUCGUGCAUUGAUCGACUCAGGGGCUGGAAGCUCAUACAUAUCUGGUAAACUUGCAUCUAUGCUGAGGGUGAAACCAAUUGAGACACAAACCACUAAAGUUGACAUGCUUCUAACAUCAAAACAACAAGACUGGAAAUCUAUGAAGGGGAAGUUGAAGCAAUAG